AGCAAGUCGUCAGCAAAUGAAGGUUUAGUAAUACCUGGAUUAUGCUGAAUGUUAAUCUUUAUUUUACUAUUUGACAUAAUCCACAGAUGGGUUAUCAGUCCUCUUCAAAGAAGGGAUGUGGACACUUUAACAUGCUGACACAGAAAGCCAGAGAACAGGUGAGAUGAGUCUCUUCAGAACCAUUUGGAGGACUACCGUCAUAUUUCUCUUGUACAGAUGUACAUUCCAGGUUCCAGCCAGCCCCUCAGGUCCGAGAAUGGGUAUCAUCUGUCAGGGGUCUGUGACUGUAGAACCUGGGCCACUCUUUCGCAUGGGUUCCAACCUUACAGUGUACUGCACAACCACAAAGCCCCACUGUGGCCAGAGUUUAUCUGUGGAACUGAAUGGGCAGGACCAGACGGCACUAGAGAUCUUGAACUGUUCCACUGUCCGGCUGAGACUGACUAACCUCCGCACACCAAACUCCAUUCUGGUCUGUAGGCUGCGGCAAACAGACGGACGCAUACAGACUGUUUGUGGGCUAGACCUACACACUGGAUACCCUCCUGAUGAGCCCAGUGGUAUAGCCUGCCAGGCUUCCAGGGACUCAGAGGAGAUCACCUGUAGCUGGAGCAGAGGACGGGAAACACACCUGGUCACAACCUACUAUGUCUCAGUCAGGAGUGUGAACAGAGCCCAGGUGUUUCACCGUGAGAUCCAGGGUACUGGUGUGUUCAGUAUUCCACGGUUGGAGCUGGAUGAGAAUGAACAGUACCAGCUGAGUAUAAGAGCUCACAACCACCUGGGAACAUCACUGUCCCAACCCUUCAACUUCUCUGUCAAUGAUGUAGUGAUACCAGACACCCCUCAGAUCAUGAAGCUGGAGUUUUGGAGUGGCUCCAGGGCGGCUGUAUUGCACUGGAACUGCUCUGAAUACCCAAAACCUUUAAGACCCCACGUCAGGCUCAGAACAGGCAAUGGCUCCUGGGUGGAGCUACACUUGGAUCCGAGCAGAGGCCUGGUCAAGGUGGAGGGCCUGAAGCCCAUGACACAGUAUGAGUUCCAGAUCAGAGUCUGUUUCUCCAUAGAGAGGCCAACCUCUGCACAGAGGUCCACCCCUGCGCUCAGGAACUCCUCCACCCAAAGGCCCCUCUGCAGUAGAUGGAGCCCAUCAGCUAGUAAAACAAGCCCAGGCAUAGCCCCCACUAGAGAGCUGGAUGUCUGGAGAGUGUUUGGUAUCCCUGGGGUGGAUGGGGUUCAGGAUGUGACAGUACUGUGGAAGCCCCUGUCUCCAGGUGACUAUAGUGGUCAUGUGUUGAGGUAUGAUCUGGUCUACCUGCAUGAGGGUCAGAGACAGGAGGAGAUCACCUAUCCUGCUGGUGUCACCCAGUGUUCUGUCCAGGUGUCACCUGGGGUUCAGGAGUUGUUUGUAAGGGCUGUCACCUCCUACGGGACAUCUCCACCUGCUACCAUACAGCUCAAACACACAGGUGUGUCUGGGCCUGUUCUGAGAAGCCUCAGUCCGGCAAACGUAGAAGGAGGGGAUGCAGUUGCCCUGUCCUGGUCGUGGGAUGGAUCUAGUGGGGCUGAAACGGAGGUACUGUUGGGCUUUUUGGUGGAGUGGAAGAGUGGACAUCAGGAACUGGGCUGGCAGAGAGUGGCCAGGAAGAGAAACACAACACUCAUCACAGGUCUGACGCCGGGAGUGAGGUAUAAUGUGUCUCUGUAUGCUGACACUACAUGGGGUGUGUCCAACCCCUCAUCUGGCCUGGUCUAUUCCAGAGAAGAUAAACCUGUGUCGGUACCGAAGGUGUCAGUGUUGGCCCAUGAAACCAGCCGGGUUCUGAUCCAAUGGGAGGAGCUACCAGUGGACCAACAGAGAGGCUUCCUAACACACUACAACAUCUACCUCAAGAGACUGGACUCUGACACAGAUCAGAAUCAGAGGGUGACUGUAUCAGGGUCCAUUACAGUGUCAGGGCCCAGUCAGAGGUGGCUGGAAUGUCCUGAGGAGGCCGUGGCCCUCAGAGUGUCUGCCUCCACGGCUGCAGGGGAAGGACCACAGGGGGAGUGGCUACUCUCGCACUCUCCAGUCACUGCAUUUGGGCUGGUGGCUGGCAUGUCGCUCGUGGCAACCAUUAUCAUGGUGAUAAUGGCGAACCUGAUGUGUUGGAGCUGUGUGAGGAAAAGGAUCAAACAGACAUGUUUAUCCCUGGGUCCUGUCUGGCUUUCUGAGAACCUCCCCAAGCCUGGAAACAGCAAUGCUAUCAGUCUACUGAAGCAUGAAGAGCCAGUGGUCCCAGCUUUGUCCUGGUUGUUCACCGUCAGUGACCCACCACUGUCCCCCAUUGAGGAGAUCCCUCCUGGGGAGAGGGAGGAACUGUACCCCAUCAUCCACAUCGUGCGGCUCCAGGGUGGGGCCAGGGCCGGGGGAGGAGAGGGGACAGGAGAAAGGACAGCAGCACCUCUGGAGAAUAUUGGAUACAAACCCCAGAUUACAAUCACAGCUCCACGAGACAAGACAGAGAAGGAGGAAUACAGGGGACACAUUCCCAGCUGUGAGAGUACAGACAGAUGCCCUGAGGAGUCUGGAGGACUGCUAGGAGGCUGGCUGUGUGAUAUAACAGUAGAUUUCUCUGGCAUUUCUCCAGCACUGGAUCUGAGCUCAAUGGGGCGGAACACCUCCCCAAGCCCUCCCAAGAUAACAAGCCUCUUCUCUGGGGACACGUGGCUGGAUGAGAAGGGGUUGGAGGUGGGCCUUGGCUCUCUGGACUCAGCACAGGGACAGAAAGUGGCUCUGGAAGACCCAGUUGGCUGUCUGGCUAAGACACUGACCACCGGUUACUUCCCCCAGGCUGCUGACCUCAACACCACUACCUACAACCACUGACAGAGACAUCUUUAAAGCAUUAUCUUCURCAUCCUUCAGUGAUGAGAGGAAAGGCAUUUGUCUUGACCAACUGAACAAGAGUUCCAAUGAAUGGACUUUUAUACCAUUCUAGCAAAAUUUACAGUCAUACUAGUGUUUCAGAAUGAUGAACGGACUGAAAGGACACAUUCCUCAAUUACAUAAUAUACUAUAACAGUGGAUUUAUAACAAUUUCUGCUCGCUGCUAUAUAAAGAUUAUGGUUCACUAUAAAGAGUCUUUCAGUUGAUAAAUGAGUGCGAACCCAUUACACCCCUUUGUUUAUCUGAAUAUGCAGGUUUUACCCACCAGCCAAGCUUCUGGGAGAGCACGCUGGUUCUCUUUUGAUUUGUUGAUAAAUGUUUCCCUGUCAAUCCCUGUUUGUCUAUUGAUGUAUACUGUACCACACAAUGGGUUUCGUGCCCAAAGAAGACAGAUGUUGAGAACAUGUUAAGUUUACAACAUAGUUAUAUUCUGCAUCUGAGAAGUGAGGGAUACAGUAUUUGCACGCCACUGUGUAACAUGGUAUAAUAGUAAUGGUAUAGUAAUGCAGGGUAAACUGACCCUAGAUCUGUGCCAGGGCUGUGUUCUCUUCAUAGAGCCACCUGCUGUACCAGGCAGUUAUAGUGACUUCCUGAAACUGACUUCUCACUUCCUCCCUGAGAGCUCAUAAAACUGAGGGUGCAUCUCAAUAGUUUACGAUGCCUCCUCUCACCCCCUUGUCUCCUUGUAUCUCCUUUCCUUCAUUUGCUCUUAUCAAAAAUUUCUGGACUAAUGAAAUCAAAUUUCCCAGGAGGCCUCUGCAAUAUUGCUUUCAUUUGUCCUGUGUUUUAAAAUAAGUGCAGAUGAAGAAUAGGAGAGGAUUAGAGAAGAUAUUAGACAUCCAUUCUUGUGAGUGGAGAACAUCUGUAAAAAGUGUUAAUCUCCAAAUUCAGUGUGAGAGGGGGAUCCCCUACAACUGGCAAAUAUCACUCACCUGGUAUGUCACUACGGUUGCAUUUAGAGAGGCAGACCAAUUCUGAUCUUUUCCCCCCAAAAUGGUCUUUUGACCAAUCACAUCAGCUCUGAAAAAUAACUGAU
Messenger RNA from Salvelinus sp. IW2-2015, 3965 nucleotides. It is a transcript of the gene il23r, whose product is annotated as interleukin 23 receptor. NCBI's taxonomy places the organism in Eukaryota, Metazoa, Chordata, Actinopteri, Salmoniformes, Salmonidae. Gene Ontology annotation, molecular function: protein binding. The record is from RefSeq and is a predicted model, not a curated record.